This is a messenger RNA of Marmota flaviventris (yellow-bellied marmot), 2530 nucleotides long. Its product is annotated as zinc finger protein 519-like. Gene Ontology annotation, biological process: regulation of transcription by RNA polymerase II. The record is from RefSeq and is a predicted model, not a curated record. Lineage: Eukaryota; Metazoa; Chordata; Mammalia; Rodentia; Sciuridae. Gene Ontology annotation, molecular function: RNA polymerase II cis-regulatory region sequence-specific DNA binding; DNA-binding transcription factor activity, RNA polymerase II-specific.
CUGUUCUCGUUCAUCCUUGGUUGGGUGCAAUCUACUGUCACUCAGAGCGUUGGCUCGCUGGGCUCUGUUCGAGGGGGCGGGCCCUGAUGUCCUGUCCAAUCAGGGGCACGUGGGUGAGAUCUGUCCAAUCCAGCGCAGAGCCCGUGACGAGGGGGCGGAUUUCUGCCAUCUAGCGCCGCUGUUCUCCGGAGCCCGUCAUUCUUCCGGUCCACCUGCAGCUUCGUUGUCCUGUGUCCUGCCGUCCGGUCGCUCUACCACGGAGGCGCUCGGGACCCACAGGAGAGCGCUGCGCUCCCGAUCGCCGGGAAAUGGAACUGUUGACAUUCGGGGAUGUGGUUAUUGAUUUCUCUGAAGAGGAAUGGGAAUGCCUGGAGCCUGCUCAGCAGAAUUUAUACAGAGAUGUGAUGCUGGAGACCUACAGAAACCUGGUCUUCCUGGGCAUGACCUCUCAUCAUACCCAGAAAAUUUCAUCAGAACCUGGCAUAGAAUAUUUAUUUAAAAAAGUUAUAAAGAGAAGAUAUGGAAAUUGUGACCUUGACUAUUUCCAACAAAAGAAAGUAUGUGACAGUGUAGGUGAGAGUGAAGGUCAGAAAUCAUAUUAUAAAGGACAAGACAAAUUAGUAGUGACUGUCCAUAAAGAAAAUUUUAAUGUCAACAGACCUAAAGAACAUUUAAUAGCUCAGAAAAGUAUUCAAUUUAUAACUGAAGGACAAGUUUCUAAAAGGGAUCAUUUUGAAACUGUCCUUGCAAACUGUCCAUUAUUCUGCAAUAAAAAAAGAAUUCUUUCUUGUGACAAAACAUACACCUUUAAUGAUUCUGGGAAGGCACCUAUGCACUCAUUAUUGCCUACUCAAAAUUUAGAUAUCUGGAAAGUAAACAACACAUGUAAUAAAGCAAGCAACACCUUUAGAGAGGUCCCUAUCUUAAGCAAUUACCAGUGUACUUAUAUUGGAGAAAAAAAUUAUAAAUGUGACAAGACACAUAAGAAUUUUAGCUCUGGUUGCAAUAUGAGAGAACAUCAGUGUGCUCAUUGUGCACAGAACCUUUACAAAGAUGAUAAAUGUGGGAACAUCUUUCCUCAAUGCUCAAAGCUUAUGACCCAUCCAAGUACUCAGGGCCAAGAGGCACCUUGCAAAUGUGAGGAAUGUGAGAGAGCUUCUAACCCAGUGGCUAGCCUUCCUCAAUACAGUGGAGCUCAUCCUGGAAGGGAGCCCCCCAAAUUUAAGGAAUGUGUUCAAGCGUGGAGUUGCUCACCCCUUUCUAAAUACCAUAGCAGUGGUCAACACUACCGAUUUAUAGAAUGUGGCCAAACUUUUAAUAGAGAACCAUGCCCUGUUAAUCUCCACACAAUUCAUACUGGAGGGAAACCCUACAAAUGUAGAGAAUGUGGCAAACCCUUUAAGGGUUGUUCAACCUUUUCUAAACACCUGAGAUGGCAUAGCAGUGAGGAAACCUACAAAUGUAAAGACUGUGACAAAAUUUUUAAAAAUUUUUCAACUCUUACUGAACACCAAAGGAUUCAUACUGGAGAGAAGCCCUACAAAUGUAAAGAAUGUGGGAAAUGUUUUAAUCGUAGCUCAAACCUUAUUCUACACCAGAGAAUUCACACUGGAGAGAAGCCCUACAAGUGUGAAGAAUGUGGCAAGUGUUUUACUUUCAGAUCAAACCUUAUUAAACAUCAGAAAGUUCAUACUAGAAAGCAUCCCUACAAAUGUGAAGAGUGUGGGAAAGGUUUUGCUCUCAGAGCACAUCUUACUCAACACCAGAGAAUUCAUACGGGAGAGAAGCCCUACAAAUGUAAAGAAUGUGGCAAAGGUUUUACUCAAACACAAAAGCUUUCUGAACACCAGAGAAUUCAUACAGGAGAGAAGCCCUACAAAUGUAAAGAAUGUGGGAAAGCUUUUACUCAAAGAGCACACCUUACUCGACACCAGAGAAUUCAUACAGGAGACAAACCAUACAAAUGUGAAGAAUGUGGAAAAGGAUUUACCCAAACGCGAAAGCUUACACAGCACCAGAGAAUUCAUACAGGUGAGAAGCCCUACAAAUGCGAAGAAUGUGGGAAAGCUUUUACUCAAAGAGCACACCUUACUCGACACCAGAGAAUUCAUACAGGAGAGAAACCCUAUAAAUGUGAAGAAUGUGGGAAAGCUUUUACUCAAAGAGCACACCUUACCCAACACCAGAAAAUUCAUACUGGAGGGAAGCUCUACAAAUGUAAAGAAUGCAGCAGUGCUUUUAAGGAUGUUUCAUCCUUUACCAAACACCAGAGAAUUCAUGCAGGAGACAAGGAAAGUCCCAAUCAUAGCACCCCAGAACACCUGCUAGAUUUCCUGCACAUGCUACAAGUACCCAGAGUACUAAAUUGGAAUGUAUUUCCCUAGCAGCUAAGCACACUCUUAUCUCCUUCCAAUGGCAAAGCUCUGCAGGGCUCUGAGUCAGAGUGCAGGGAGUUUUUCCUUCCUACCUUCCUUCCCUCCUCCCCUCCUCCCCUUCCUUCCCUUCCUUUCCUUCCUUCUCUUCCUUCCUU